AUGGAAACGAAGGAAACGCAUACGCUUGAUGAUCUAAGCACAGGAUACAAGCUAUACAUAAAGAAAGACAUGGGAAAUGGUGUAGAAAAUAUCAAGGCAGAAAUACUGGGUGUAAAAAAUAGGAACGGCAAAGAAUUUUACGUUCACUACAUAAACUUUAAUAGGAGACUGGAUGAAUGGCUCAGUGGUGAUUCAUUCCUUCUGGACACGGUAGAAGUGCCGAAGAAAAGAAAGAAGAGCUACGUGAAAAAGAGCAAAAGCUCGUUAGACGUGAUAAAAAGCGUGGUAAAGGAGGACGAAUAUGCAUUAGCUGAUACGCCCAACAAGUCUGAGGAGUACAAGCUUAAGGUAAUUGACAAGCUGCAUAUCAAGGAUAAAGUGAUCGAUACGUGGUAUUUUUCGCCGUAUCCUGAGGAUAUUACUGGCACGAUCUAUCUGUGCUCGUUUUGCCUAUUUUAUUUUCAGGAUAGGUCGAAAUUGCAGGUGCAUGAGUGCCACCUGCGACAUCCUCCCGGUAAUGAGAUUUACAGAAAGGACAAUUUGAGUUUUUACGAGCUCGACGGGCACGUCCAAAAGAAUUACUGCCGCAAUCUUUCGCUGCUAUCCAAGCUGUUCCUUGAUCACAAAACACUCUUUUAUGAUGUUGAUCCGUUCAUGUUUUACGUGCUAUGUCGCUUGGAAAAGGAUGGCUACCACAUUGUGGGCUACUUCUCGAAAGAGAAGGUGUGCUCGCAGGGGUUUAACCUUGCGUGUCUGCUGGUCCUCCCGUACGAGCAGCGCAUGGGGUACGGAAAGAUAUUGAUCGAUUUUUCAUACCUGCUGAGCAAGAAAGAGAACGUAAUUGCUUCGCCUGAGAAACCUUUAUCGGAUUUGGGACUUAUCGGGUAUCUUUCAUACUGGAAAGAAGCUAUUUUAGAGGUUAUGGAGGUUAGUGCGAACGGUAUUUCUGUUGAGGAAAUAUCGACCAAAACAGCAAUUACGGUCGAGGAUGUCUUUAAUACACUGAUAUACUAUAAAAUGGUAAAGUUUUAUGAUGGAGAACUUAUAUUCGUGAAGGAUAGAGAUGCCAAGCCCAGGAAGUAUAAGGUUGAUGCAAAGUAUCUGAAGUGGAAGGGGCAUGCAUUCAAUCAGAAUUUGUUAAGACUUUUGUGAACAACCCGUGGUUUAAACUACGAGAGCACAAAGCUGUGCAUUCAAACGGACCCGCUUGCAAUCCAUUACACGUCGGUGUGCCAUAGCAAAAUGGUAGAGCGUGGUGACAAACAGCGCCGUGCCAUAUAGCAGGUUCAACAAUUGGUGUAACAUUAAAAAAUGGAAUUAUACAAUUCUACGGUACAACACGAUAGGCUGAAUUUAAUGCUGUACAACCUCGCCCGCAAGAAUAGCUGGCACGGCCAACAAAAUGACCGUUCAACACAAAAAUUAAUUUAA
Molecule: messenger RNA, 1431 nt
Organism: Vavraia culicis subsp. floridensis
Lineage: Eukaryota; Fungi; Microsporidia; Pleistophoridae
Exons: 1
Coding region: 1-1152 (383 amino acids)
Biological process (GO): regulation of DNA-templated transcription
Molecular function (GO): histone acetyltransferase activity
Source: RefSeq, a predicted model, not a curated record